Molecule: messenger RNA, 10917 nt
Organism: Hemicordylus capensis (graceful crag lizard)
Lineage: Eukaryota; Metazoa; Chordata; Lepidosauria; Squamata; Cordylidae
Gene: ANK2
Product: ankyrin 2
Exons: 50
Coding region: 651-8492 (2613 amino acids)
Biological process (GO): regulation of cardiac muscle contraction; signal transduction; protein localization to T-tubule
Cellular component (GO): T-tubule
Molecular function (GO): protein binding
Source: RefSeq, a predicted model, not a curated record
UUGGGUGGAGAGGGAGAAUAGUUAUAUUACAAGCAAAGGAAGGAAGGACUGGAGUGGUGGGAUGCGAACAGAAACGAGCAUAUCAUGUGCUUUAGCUGAGGCAGCUGCAGCAGCAACUCAUUAAGUCAGACUGCACCAUUUUCUUCUCACCCUGUAACGAGGUGAUGCUGGAAGCUGCAAGGAGCUGUCCACCUCCACCCACCCCUUUUGAACGACUGUACAGAGGUGGGUCCGUCCUGGCUCUUUAUCCUGGCAACGCAGCCCAUCUAGAGGAAUCCCAACAGACCUUUCCAAUUUGGUGAAAUUUGUUUAUAGGACAUUUUUAUUUCAGCUGUCACAGGAAAUCUGAAGUGUUUCCUGCUCUCUGUAAGGCUUCUCCUCUACAGUUCUCAGUCCGUGUGCCUGCAUGUGUGUUUUUGCAGGGGUGGGAGCAAGAGGGACUCUCCGAGUUUGGAAUAUGUCAACACUGUGCUGAAUUAUCGAUGCUGCAGAGGCUGGAGCUUAAGGUGCCUGUAGAGGGAGAAGAGGAUUGCCCUGUGAAUUUCUGGCUUCCAGCAUCACCUCAUCAGUGCCCUUGUGAGACUAACAAAUCACCUGGAUAUCUGUGGGGUAGGAACUGAGGUGCUUGAGCAGGUGUCUCUCUCUCCAAAAUGGCUCACGCUGCUGCUUCCAUUAAAAAAGUUCGAGAGGCUGAAAUUGAUGAGAGAGAGAAGGAGAAAGAGAAGGAAAGAAAAAGGCAGAGGAAAAUCUCUAGGGAAAAUCGGAAACGCAAGUCUGACAGCAAUGCAAGCUUUCUCCGAGCUGCCAGGGCUGGCAAUCUGGACAAAGUAGUGGAAUAUCUAAAGGGGGGAAUAGACAUCAAUACAUGUAAUCAGAAUGGACUCAAUGCUCUACACUUGGCUGCCAAAGAAGGCCACGUGGGACUGGUUCAGGAAUUGCUGGAAAGGGGCUCCGCAGUGGACUCUGCUACUAAGAAAGGUAAUACCGCACUGCACAUUGCAUCCUUGGCUGGACAGGCUGAAGUGGUCAAAGUACUGGUUAAGGAAGGAGCCAAUAUUAAUGCACAAUCUCAGAAUGGCUUCACUCCUUUAUACAUGGCAGCUCAAGAAAACCACAUUGAAGUGGUAAAAUAUCUUCUGGAAAAUGGAGCCAACCAGAGCACUGCUACUGAGGAUGGCUUCACUCCACUAGCAGUUGCACUACAGCAAGGACACAAUCAAGCUGUGGCCAUUCUUCUGGAGAAUGACACUAAGGGAAAAGUGCGACUGCCGGCAUUGCAUAUCGCAGCCAGGAAAGACGACACGAAAUCAGCAGCACUUCUGCUCCAGAAUGAUCACAAUGCUGAUGUUCAGUCCAAGAUGAUGGUGAAUAGGACAACUGAGAGUGGCUUCACACCUUUGCACAUUGCAGCACAUUAUGGAAAUGUUAAUGUGGCAACACUUCUGCUCAACCGAGGAGCAGUUGUAGACUUCACAGCAAGGAAUGGAAUCACCCCACUGCAUGUGGCUUCCAAAAGGGGAAACACAAACAUGGUGAAGCUCUUGUUGGAUCGUGGAGGGCAGAUCGAUGCCAAAACCAGGGAUGGACUGACUCCACUCCACUGUGCUGCACGAAGCGGACACGAUCAGGUUGUAGAGCUCCUCCUGGAACGAGGUGCCCCACUGCUUGCAAGGACCAAGAAUGGACUCUCUCCAGUUCAUAUGGCUGCCCAAGGUGACCACGUAGAGUGUGUCAAACACCUACUGCAGCACAAAGCUCCUGUUGAUGAUGUCACACUGGAUUACCUGACUGCCCUUCACGUUGCUGCACACUGUGGCCACUAUCGUGUCACCAAACUUCUGCUGGACAAAAGAGCAAAUCCAAAUGCUCGUGCUUUGAAUGGUUUUACUCCACUGCACAUUGCUUGCAAGAAAAACCGCAUUAAAGUCAUGGAGCUGCUGGUGAAAUACGGGGCUUCUAUCCAAGCUAUAACAGAGUCGGGCCUCACACCAAUACAUGUGGCUGCAUUUAUGGGCCAUUUGAACAUAGUUCUCCUUCUGCUGCAGAAUGGAGCCUCUCCAGAUGUCACUAACAUUCGUGGGGAGACCGCAUUACACAUGGCGGCUCGUGCAGGGCAGGUGGAAGUAGUCCGCUGCCUUCUGAGGAAUGGUGCUCUGGUGGAUGCCCGAGCAAGGGAGGAGCAGACUCCACUCCAUAUUGCUUCUCGCUUGGGUAAAACAGAAAUUGUCCAGCUAUUGUUGCAACACAUGGCACACCCGGAUGCUGCAACUACUAAUGGCUAUACACCACUGCACAUCUCUGCCCGAGAAGGUCAAGUUGAUGUAGCAUCAGUUCUCUUGGAGGCGGGUGCAGCACACUCUUUGGCUACCAAGAAGGGAUUCACACCACUGCAUGUGGCAGCUAAAUAUGGAAGCCUGGAUGUGGCAAAACUCCUGUUGCAGCGUCGUGCAUCUCCUGAUUCAGCUGGAAAGAAUGGCCUCACCCCCCUCCAUGUUGCUGCUCAUUAUGACAACCAGAAGGUGGCACUACUGUUGCUGGAGAAAGGUUCUUCUCCUCAUGCUACUGCCAAGAAUGGAUACACUCCUCUACACAUUGCUGCUAAGAAGAAUCAGAUGCAGAUAGCCACAACCCUGUUAAAUUAUGGAGCAGAGACCAACAUUUUGACCAAACAAGGAGUGACUCCACUUCACCUGGCCUCUCAAGAAGGUCAUGCUGACAUGGUGAACUUGCUUCUGGAGAAGGGUGCCAACAUUCAUGUGGUUACAAAGAGUGGACUGACAUCCUUACAUUUAGCCGCUCAAGAAGAUAAAGUGAAUGUAGCAGACAUGCUGAUAAAACAUGGGGCAAACAAAGAUGCUCCAACUAAGCUGGGUUACACUCCAUUAAUUGUGGCAUGUCACUAUGGGAACAUCAAGAUGGUAAACUUCCUCCUGAAGCAGGGAGCUAACGUCAAUGCUAAGACAAAGAACGGGUAUACUCCUCUACACCAAGCUGCCCAACAAGGCCACACUCACAUCAUCAAUGUUCUUCUCCAACAUGGGGCCAAACCAAAUGCAACCACUGCGAAUGGCAAUACUGCCUUAGCAAUUGCUCGGCGUCUGGGAUACAUCUCAGUGGUCGAUACGCUAAAGGUUGUAACUGAGGAAGUGAUUACUACCACAACUACUGUAACUGAGAAACACAAGCUCAAUGUACCUGAGACUAUGACUGAAGUCUUGGAUGUUUCUGAUGAGGAAGGUGAUGACACUAUGACAGGAGAUGGGGGAGAAUACCUUAGGCCAGAAGACCUGAAAGAACUAGGUGAUGACUCUUUACCCAGCAGCCAGUUCUUAGAUGGUAUGAACUACCUGAGGUACAGCUUGGAAGGCGGCCGAUCUGACAGCCUACGAUCCUUCAGUUCAGACAGGUCCCAUACGCUGAGCCAUGCCUCCUACAUGAGGGACAGCACUAUGAUUGAUGACACAGUUGUUAUCCCCAGCCACCAGGUAUCCACACUAGCCAAAGAGGGUGAGAGAAAUUCAUAUCGCUUAAGCUGGAGCCCUGACAACUUGGACAAUGUCACUCUUUCUGCUAGCCCUAUUCAUUCUGGCUUCCUGUCUUCAAAAAAGGAGAUUGGAUCAUUGCUAACAAGCCACUCCUCUCCAUGUUUUGACCCUGACAACAGCAGUUUCCUGGUCAGUUUCAUGGUGGAUGCUCGAGGAGGUGCUAUGCGGGGUUGCAGACACAACGGGCUUCGAAUUAUUAUUCCGCCCCGGAAGUGCACUGCUCCAACACGAGUAACCUGCCGGCUGGUCAAACGUCACAGAUUGGCCACAAUGCCUCCAAUGGUUGAAGGAGAAGGUCUGGCUAGCCGUCUAAUUGAAGUUGGACCGUCUGGUGCUCAGUUCCUUGGUAAACUUCACCUGCCUACGGCUCCUCCCCCACUUAAUGAGGGAGAAAGUUUGGUCAGCCGAAUCCUUCAGCUGGGGCCUCCUGGGACCAAAUUUCUUGGGCCUGUGAUUGUCGAGAUCCCUCACUUUGCGGCUCUACGUGGUAAAGAAAGGGAGCUGGUCAUCCUGCGCAGUGAGAAUGGAGACAACUGGAAGGAACAUUUCUGUGAAUAUACAGAGGAUGAACUGAAUGAAAUCCUAAAUGGAAUGGACGAAGUGCUUGACACUCCAGAAGAGCUGGAGAAGAAACGCAUUUGUCGCAUCAUCACUCGGGACUUCCCACAGUACUUUGCAGUAGUAUCCCGGAUCAAACAAGACAGUAACCUCAUUGGACCUGAGGGAGGUGUGCUAAGCAGCACAGUAGUUCCUCAAGUACAGGCUGUCUUCCCAGAAGGAGCACUAACCAAGCGAAUUCGUGUUGGACUGCAGGCCCAACCUAUGCACAAUGAACUUGUAAAGAAGAUAUUAGGCAACAAAGCCACAUUCAGCCCUAUAGUCACAUUGGAACCGAGGAGAAGAAAAUUCCAUAAGCCAAUAACAAUGACUAUUCCUGUCCCCAAAGCCUCCAGUGAUGUGAUGAUUAAUGGAUAUGGAGGUGAUACACCCACUCUAAGACUACUAUGCAGCAUAACAGGUGGAACAACACCUGCUCAGUGGGAAGACAUUACCGGAACUACGCCAUUAACAUUUGUCAAUGAAUGUGUUUCCUUCACCACAAAUGUAUCUGCCAGGUUUUGGUUGAUAGACUGUCGACAGAUACAGGAAUCUGUUACGUUUGCUUCCCAAGUCUACAGAGAAAUUAUCUGUGUGCCCUACAUGGCCAAAUUUGUAGUGUUUGCCAAAUCUCAUGAUCCCAUAGAAGCACGAUUGAGAUGUUUCUGCAUGACAGAUGAUAAGGUUGAUAAAACACUAGAACAACAAGAAAACUUUGCUGAAGUUGCCCGAAGCAGAGAUGUAGAGGUACUAGAAGGAAAACCUAUCUACGUGGACUGCUUUGGAAAUCUAGUACCACUAACCAAGAGUGGCCAACAUCACAUAUUCAGUUUUUUUGCCUUCAAAGAAAAUAGACUUCCAUUGUUUGUCAAGGUUCGGGACACAACUCAAGAAUCUUGUGGACGCCUGUCAUUUAUGAAGGAACCUAAGUCUUCAAGAGGCCUUGUACAUCAAGCCAUCUGCAAUUUGAAUAUCACAUUACCAAUUUACACAAAGGAAUCAGAAUCAGAUCAAGAACAGGAAGAAGAGAUUGAUAUGACAUCAGAAAAACAUGAUGAUGAAACAGAAUCUACAGAAACAUCUAUCCUGAAAAGUCACCUUGUCAAUGAAGUCCCUGUCUUAGCCAGCCCAGACUUGCUGUCUGAAGUUUCUGAGAUGAAACAAGAUUUGAUAAAAAUGACUGCCAUCUUGACAACAGACUCUUCUGAGAAGACAAGCUCCAUUAAAGUGAAAGAUCUUGUGAAAGCUGCAGAUGAAGAGCCUGGAGAACCUUUUGAAAUUGUGGAAAGAGUUAAAGAGGACUUGGAAAAAGUAAAUGAAAUUCUGAGAAGUGGAAGCUGCCUCAAAGAAGCACCAAUUCUUCAGAGAUCAAGUUCUGGAACAGAAUUGGUAGAAGAAGAAUGGGUUAUUGUAAGUGAUGAAGAAAUUGAAGAGGCCAAGCAAAACGUUCCUGUGGAAGUCACUGAGCCUCCUUGUGUAGAAACUAAAAUAGGCAAGGGUAAAACAGAGAAAAUCAUGAAAGACAUGACAGGAAUGAUAGAUUAUCUCAGUGAGGAUCUGAAUACGUAUGUGUCACUUAAUGAAGUACAUCCACAGACAUUUCAAGAAGACAUGGUAGAAGAGAAAUUUGAAGCUCUUGUUGUAAGCAGGGGUUCUGAAAAGGGUGGACGGGUCCCUACCUCUGUUGAGAGCAAAGUGACACAAGACCAAUACAAACCUACCUUAGAAAUUAAAAAACCAGUUAGGAAGAAAUUAAAAGAAAAACAAAAGCCAAAGGAUGAAGAAUCCCAAGGAAAGGAAGCACAUUCAGUACUAACAAAGUUCAGCUCAGAUGAGUCUUUAGAUGAAGAGCUGGGAUUAGCUCCUACACAGCCUUCCAAAGUCACUGCUGUGUCACCUGUUAUAGAAGAAACUCCUAUUGGCUCAAUCAAAGAUAAGGUUAAAGCUCUUCAGAAGCGAGUGGAAGAUGAGCAGAAAGGACGUUCAAAAUUGCCUGUUCGGGUUCCAGGAAAAGAAGGGGCAGCUGAGAAGUCUGUUACAAAGCCAUCACAAACUAAAAAAAUUAUUUUCAAAACAAAGCCCCCAACGUCGCCCUCUGCCUCAAAGACACCAGCUUCUCCCCCUGCCUCAAAGACGCUGGCUUCUGCCUCAAAGUUGCCUGCUUCUCCUUCUGCCUCAAAGUCACCUUCUUCUUCCUCUGCCUCAAAACUCUCCUCUCCCUCUGCCAAGAAAACACCUGUUUCACCUACAUCUAAGAAGCAAGCUGUUUCACCUACUUCUAAGAAGCAAGCUGUUUCACCCACAGCUAAGAAGCCACCUGUUUCACCAUCUUCUAAAACAGAAAGACUUGAAGAAACAAUGUCUGUUCGUGAGCUGAUGAAAGCAUUCCAGUCAGGUCAAGAUCCAUCAAAGCAUAAAUCUGGACUUUUUGAGCAUAAGUCUAUAAAGCAGAAACAGCAACCUUCUGAUAAAGAGCCAGCUAAGAAAGGAGCUGCUCAGGCAGAGAGUGAGAAGAAGCAGACACUGACACACAAAGAGGCACAUAAAAAAGACAGCCCCAAAAGCAAAAAAAGCCAGGAACUUCAGGCAGAGGUAGGUUUGCCACUUAAAAAAGAGGUACAGAGUGCUCCUGAUAUAAGUCUGAAGAAAGGUUUAUCCACUCAGAAGGAAAAACAGCAGAGCGGCAAAGCCACUGGGAAAAAAUCUCCAGUUGUUGAUAAUGAACACACCAAGGAUGUUGUCCUGACAUUUGAUGACCAAGGGGAUGCUGAUCUCCAGAUCAGCCCUGACAGAAAGACUUCAACAGAUUUUUCUGCUGUCAUAAAAGAAGAACUUGAGGAUAAUGAUAAAUAUCAACAGUUCCGGCACAUUUCAAUAACUGAAGAAGAUCAACAGGAUGAUCAAGAAAGGAUAGAAGAAAGACUAGCACAUAUCGCUGAUCAUCUUGGAUUCAGCUGGACAGAGCUAGGAGGAGAACUAGAUUUCACAGAGGAACAAAUCCAUCAGAUCCGAAUUGAGAAUCCUAAUUCACUGCAGGACCAGAGUCAUGCGCUGCUAAAAUAUUGGCUGGAAAGAGAUGGGAAACAUGCUACCGAUUCAAAUCUUACUGAGUGUCUUACAAAAAUUAAUCGUAUGGAUAUUGUUCACCUAAUGGAGAGUAGCGUGGAAAAGUCUCGAGAGCACGGUCGUACCUAUGCAGAAAUUGAACAGACAAUAGGACUGGAUCACAGUGAAGGGUUUUCUGCACUCCAUGAAGAUCUGUAUAGCACAAAAGAUAAAAAUGAAGAAGAGCAUUCUUUUUCUAAAGACAGUGAGCAAUCUGAUCACCCUCCCCUCGUCUCUGAAGAAGACAUUUCUGUUAGCUACUCAUCCUUGCAUGAAGGCACACCCAGGUCUGAGGCAGAAAUAUCCGUUGUAGAGCUCCUACGACAAGCACACAAAGAUCGAGUGGGAGCUGAAUUCUCAGGGAAACCUCACGAGCUGCCAGAAGAUUCAACUACUACACAAGAAUAUUUUGUCACAACUUUGGGAACAGAUCAGACACAAGUACAAAAGGGUGGAAAAGCAGCAAGCAUUGCCAGUGAAAAGUCCGAGGAUUCCACUGCAGGGUCUGAGAAUCUUGAAAGGCCUUAUCUUCAUACCCCAACAUCCAGUGAGCGAACUGAUUCACCCAUUGUUCAAGAACCUGAAGAUCAUCACUUCCACCAAGAUGAUCUGUAUCCAAGGAAAAAUAGCCUAGUUAUUGUGGAAUCAACUGACGAACCGCCAGAAAAGUUAGAAAGAUAUGAAGAAGAAUCGCUGGAAAAGGAGCUAGCAGAGGAAUUAGGUGAGCUGGAGGCCAGCUCAGAUGAGGAAGAGAUGGUAACUACCAGGGUCGUUCGUCGCCGGGUGAUUAUUCAGCAGGCUGAUGAUAUGCCUGAAAUGCCACCAGAAGCUGUAACAGAGGAGCAGUACACAGAUGAACAUGGUCAUAUUGUGGUGAAGAAGAUCACUAGGAAGAUCAUCAGGCGCUUCGUUUUACCAGAUGGCACAGAAAAGGAAGAAGUUGUGAUGCAGGGAGAGCCGCAGGAGCCUAUUAAAGUGGAAGAAGGAGAUGGAUAUUCCAAAAUCUUAAAGCGGGUUGUGCUGAAGAGUGACAGUGAACAAUCAGAGGUGACCUUUUCUGAGCCAAGUGUUCUAUCCAGUGCCUCAGAAUUUCAGUCUGAACCAGUAGAAGGCCGCAAGGUCAGCAAAGUCGUGAAGACUACAGUAGUAAGUGGAGAGCGAAUGGAGAAACACCAUGGAGAUGCCAGCUUAGCCACUGAUCUUCCAUCAGCCAAAGAUGACUUUGAGGAGGACAACAAUGAGUAAAGCCAGUACACAAAAGAGGACUGUGGUUAAAGAUCAGUAUGGAAAACGUAUUCAUGUGGAACUGCUGGAGGACACACCAGAAGCACUACCCCAGGAUGACCUUCAGCAUGACCUUCAGCAACUACUGAGACAUUUCUGCAAAGAUGAGUGGAAACAAGAGGCCAAAUGAGAUGUUGCUAAAUCUCACCCACAGACCAACACACAUAUCCAUCCAUUCAAUAUCUAGCAUUCACUUUCUUCUUUUGCCAUAGAUGUCACAACUUAACAUAAUCACCAGAAGACACUGACAUUUCUACUUUGGGCAAAUAUAGUUGAAUAGUUUUUCUUUUCUUUUCUUUUCUUUUUAAAUAUCUGUAAGCUAAUUUGUGACCAAAGAUAGCAUCCUUCAUUUGGGAUGGUUUGUCUACUAAAAGUCAUCGACUUUGUGCUGUACUGGAAUCUUGUCAACUUUGCCAUCUUUGUUGUUCCUUUGCUUCCUCACCAGAUCUAUAAAACCACAGCUUCUUCCACAGGCCUCUUCAAGUGACAAUGUACAUGCGUUUUUUAAAAAAGGGAUAUUAACAAUAACCUGUAAAUAGUUAAAGUGCUUGGACUCACAAGACUGAAAGAUACACUGCCUAUCUUGACUACUUUUAGCAUCAAGGACUAAAAGGUCUGUUGAAGAGCAAUUAAUGUAACAUUGCUAACACAAUCCACUGAGUAUACGACAUGGAGAAGGAAGCAUGUCAGGCCUACUAUGUCCAUAGGACUUCCAGCUUAAUGAUCUAUGUGACUUAAAAGUUUUUCAGAGUCAGACUGAAACCUCAAACUCCAGCUGUUUCCAUUAAAAGGCAGCUGGGUGCAGCCAUCACUGCUUUUCUGACUCCUGGAAAGCCACCUAAAUAUUUCCUGAAGAAAAAUAAAUACCGUAUUUUAUGGACUAUAAGACUCACUUUUUUCCUCGAAAAAUAUCCGCCAAAAUUCAGGAGCGUCUUAUAUGUUUUAACAGUUUACUAUGUUAAAACUCUGAAAAACUGGAUUAAAAUUAAGGUGCGUCUUAUAGUCCGUAGCGUCUUAUAGUCCGUAAAAUACGGUACCAGUUAGACAUAACUUGCUAGCAGCUAUAUCUGUGGCACAUUUGCAUACUGUAUUCAGAUGUUUUAGAUUGGGCAAUGAGGCAGGGUGCAUUAAACAGCUCUAACUACGGUAGUUUCCUGUUUUCAUCACUGCUUUAGCAAACCACACUGUCUUAUUGGUGGUUCUUUCUGCUGGCCACUGCACUGUAGAUAACUUGAUAAGGGAAAAGAAACCCUUACCCACUCUUCAAGAAAGAUUAAUCUAAAUUUAUCACAUUCUAUCAAGACUGCCUCUUAUUCUGGUACAUGCAUGUGGCAUUGAAAAAUAAAAACACGACCCUCUUGUAAUCAUGUCAACAGCUUCUCAUCUCUCUUAGCACUGAGCGAGCAGAUUUUAACCUUCCAUUUGAGAUUUUUCUUCAAAUUCUUGCUUAUGAAGGGAUAUGAACCCGUUGGGCAUUUGAUUUUUGUUGCUAUUUUAUUUAUAUUUCUUAACCAACCUUUGAGAAUCAUUAUGUAAAUGUCUGCACUUUGAUUUUCCAAGAAGGGCAUGUGUGACUCUGGAAUAAUUCUGUGGUCUAUACCUAAUUCUAAUAGUGGUCUGGAACUCUGUAGCAUUAACAUAUAUAUGUAAUUAUAUAUAUUAUAUAUAUACAUAUAAAAUGAUAUACAUUUUGAAUCAGUUAUUUGAUAAAGACAAAGUAUAUUCAACGAAGAUGAGUCAAGUCCUCCAAGGUUGAUAUUUUUCAAAACCUAGCCAGCCUUUCCUUCUUGUAAAAAUAUGACUCACUCAGUGCUCAGAAUGCUGAAAAUAAAUGUUACAAAUGGCACCUCCUCAUUAAAGUAACCAUGCCAAGGGAAAGGAAACAUUUUAGGAGGUUUGGUUUCCUGCUAUGAAUGCAAUCCAAAAUGCCAUGCUAACACUGUUUUGGCUGGCAAGCAGGAUGCAAGCACUUGUGACUGCCAAAAUGGAAGGAGACAUAUUUCAGGACACACAAUAGCUCAUUUCUCAUUGUCAAGAACAUCACUGGUUGACCUUCAAGAAUGGGGCUCUAAAAGAAAUGCAUUUCUGUUGUGUUAUUUGCGGUGCAGAUGAUGUUCUGUGUAACAGCAUAAUGGCUAUUCUCCUUUUUCGGUUUUGAUUUUUGCUGUGUUAUCAGAGAACUUGAAUACUGUGAGAAGAAGUGAUUUUAAGUUGAUGAAUCAGCAUCUUGUUCCCAUGGUGAUAACACUAACUGAAUAUAUCUAUGAGGGCAUGUAUUAGUUAAAAGAUUAAAAAAAAACAAAAAACCAACAACACUAACAAUACAUAACUGCAAUGUGUACAAUGGCUGAUUUAAUUAAAUAAAAAUGUACAAGUGUUAAAUGUA